AAUUCUAAUAAUAAUAAUAAUAAUAAUAAUAAUAAUAAUAGUAAUAAUAGUAAUAGUAAUAGUAAUAGUAAUAGUAAUAGUAAUAGUAAUAGUAAUAGUAAUAGUAAUAGUAAUAGUAAUAGUAAUAGUAAUAGUAAUAGUAAUAGAAAUAGUAAUAGUUAUAGUAAUAGUAAUAGUUAUUAUAAUAAUAAUAAUAAUAAUAAUAAUAAUAAUAAUAAUAAUAAUAAUAAUAAUAAUAAUAAUAAUAAUAAUAAUAAUAAUAAUAAUAAUAAUAAUAAUAAUAAUAAUAAUAAUAAUAAUAAUAAUAAUAAUAAUAAUAAUAAUAAUAAUAAUAAUAAUAAUAAUAAUAAUAAUAAUAAUAAUAAUAAUAAUAAUAAUAAUAAUAAUAAUAAUAAUAAUAAUAAUAAUAAUAAUAAUAAUAAUAAUAAUAAUAAUAAUAAUAAUAAUAAUAAUAAUAAUAAUAAUAAUAAUAAUAAUAAUAAUAAUAAUAAUAAUAAUAAUAAUAAUAAUAAUAAUAAUAAUAAUAAUAAUAAUAAUAAUAAUAAUAAUAAUAAUAAUAAUAAUAAUAAUAAUAAUAAUAAUAAUAAUAAUAAUAAUAAUAAUAAUAAUAAUAAUAAUAAUAAUAAUAAUAAUAAUAAUAAUAAUAAUAAUAAUAAUAAUAAUAAUAAUAAUAAUAAUAAUAAUAAUAAUAAUAAUAAUAAUAAUAAUAAUAAUAAUAAUAAUAAUAAUAAUAAUAAUAAUAAUAAUAAUAAUAAUAAUAAUAAUAAUAAUAAUAAUAAUAAUAAUAAUAAUAAUAAUAAUAAUAAUAAUAAUAAUAAUAAUAAUAAU
Molecule: messenger RNA, 828 nt
Organism: Wyeomyia smithii (pitcher-plant mosquito)
Lineage: Eukaryota; Metazoa; Arthropoda; Insecta; Diptera; Culicidae
Exons: 2
Source: RefSeq, a predicted model, not a curated record